Malurus melanocephalus (red-backed fairy wren) is the source of this 1159-nucleotide messenger RNA. RefSeq names its product microseminoprotein, prostate associated (gene MSMP). NCBI's taxonomy places the organism in Eukaryota, Metazoa, Chordata, Aves, Passeriformes, Maluridae. The record is from RefSeq and is a predicted model, not a curated record. The transcript is spliced from 3 exons. Bases 1 to 411 code for a protein of 136 amino acids.
AUGGCCAUGCAAGCACAGAAGAUGGGGUGUGCUUGGGGCAGGCUUUUCCUGCUGCUUUCCCUUCUCCUCCAGCUGCCGGGCUCCCAGGCCAAAUGCUACUUCCAGGCUAAAGCUCCCUGUGAGUAUGAAGGGAAGCAGUUCUCCCUUGGGGAAUCGUGGCUGAGCACCAACUGCCUGCUCUGCACCUGCCUUCAUCCCGUUGGCGUGGGCUGCUGUGAGACCACCCAGCACCCCAUUGACUUCCCUGACUGGUGCGAGGCCCACUACGACUCRCAGACCUGCCAGAUCUCAGUGGUGCAGAAGGCCAACCCCAGCCUGCCCUGUGUGAAGAGCAUGGAGCACGAGUGGGGCUCGGCAGGCACCCCCGAGCCGCUGGUGAACAAGGUGCUGGGUGCAGGGCUGAGCAGAUAGAGGCUCAGCAGCGCCCUGUGCCCCUCGGCACCAUCCUUCCCCCUCCAGAGCACACCACCCGCAUGCUCCAGACCUGCCCCACCCACCCUGUAGAGGCAUCACCGCUGCCGCCUUUGAGGAAAACCACUAUCCACACACCAUGGUAUCAAGCUUUGCUUCUGCCUUCAGCUUCCUGAACCCAGGGCGUGCUCCCUGUCAGAUGUUCUGCACACCACGGAAAUGCAGAUUCUACAGGAUCUCCUCCCAGGUGGGCAGAAAAACUCCAGUGACUAAAAAAGGGCUACAGGACAAAAUCAGCCUGCUCCGUGGCACUCCUGUACUUCCAUUUCCAGCCUUAAGUGAAGUAGCUCCCCCUGCUCCCUCCCUGACUUCUGUUCCUCUGCACAGCAACCACCAGGAGCUUGCUGGGGAGCAGAACUGCCCCUUGUGCAGGAUCCCCACACCCUGUACAGCCCCUUCUCUGCUCCUGGAGCGUGAGGGGCAUAACCCACCUCUGGAACCACUACUGCCCCUGCCCCUAAAGCUCCUGGGGUCCCUGGCACUGUAGGCCAGCCCUGGGCAACACUGCAAGAGCCAGCCCAGGGUGGGUGGCAGAGCAGGGGGAACCACUGAAUGUCCCCUGAGGAGACCCCCACCCCAUUGUCAGGGAGCAGGGUGGGGAGGGUUCAGGAAGCAGAGGMACUCUAAGUGCCAGGGUGGAGGCAGCCACCCUGGCAGCUGCCCCAGCUGGUGCCAUGCCUGUGUUGUG